This is a messenger RNA of Chara braunii, 8235 nucleotides long. NCBI's taxonomy places the organism in Eukaryota, Viridiplantae, Streptophyta, Charophyceae, Charales, Characeae. The record is from the annotation of a GenBank genome assembly.
CGAACGAAUUUUAUGCCCGAAAUGCGAAUUUUUCCUCUGAGAAAUCGGCUGACAACACUUGGUCCAACAACCAAAAAGUCCACUCUUCGCUCGGUCGGGAUACCGACGACAGCUGCUCGAAUCCGGUGGAAAAGGCGUUGCGAAGUCGGGACACGAAGUCUGAAGACAAUCCGGAACAGUAAAGAAAAAAAAAUAAAAAAUAAAAAAUUGUGUAUAGCUGAGAACAGCCGCCCACUGCCCUACCUACACAUGCUUCACAAGAUCGUCAGUACAUUGUGGCGCACACGAGGACGAGGAGAACAAGGGUGAACAAGGGCUGAGAGAGAGAGAGAGAGAGAGAGAGAGAGAGAGAGAGAGAGAGAGAGAGAGAGAGAGAGAGAGGCGCUUCACAAGAUCGUCAGUACAUUGCGGUCGUCAGUACAUUGCGGCGCACACGAGGAAGAGGAGAACAAGGGUGAGCAAGGGCUGAGAGAGAGAGAGAGAGAGAGAGAGAGAGAGAGAGAGAGAGAGAGAGAGAGAGAGAGAGAGAAGGAGAGGAGAGAGGAUUUGCGAGGAGGAAAAGGUCAAGAAGAUGGAGAGGAGGAGGAGGGAAGGACGAUGAUCGACGAGGGCAACAGAAGGAAGUGAAGAAGAGGAUUGACAGGAGUAGGAAGACAAGAGCAAUUGGGAGAGGAGGGAGAAGAGCAGGAGUAGAUGAGGAGAGGAAGAUAAUAGAGACAAAGGGAGAAGAGGGGAAGGGAGGAGAUGAGGAGAGGAGGAUAAUAGAGACGAAGGGAGAAGAGGGGAAGGGGAUUGAGAGGAGGAGGGAGAAGACGUGGAGAAGAAGAGAAAAGGAAUGAUAGUAGGAGAAGAGAAGUACGCUUAGGAGGAGGAGGAGAAAGGCAGAAGACGGUCGAGGAGGAGCGAGGAUAAGGAGGAGGGAAGGAGAAGACGAAGACGACUGAGAGGAGGGAGGAAGACAACUGAGAGGAGGAAGACGAGGGGAGCUCUGAGGGAGGGGGAGUAGAGGAGGUGGAGGAGAAGGAGGAGGAGAUGAGAACAGGAAGACGAUUAAGAGGAGGGAGGAGAACUGAGAGGAGUAAGAGAAGAGGAAGACGAGGGGAGUUCCUCUGAGGGAGGGGGAGUAGAGUAGCGACCUAGAUACGGCACAGGCUGGAAACGGGGCGACAAAGUCUCUACAGAGUGAGUACGUAGGAAGAGGAGGAGGAGGAGAAGGAGGAGGAGGAGGAGGAGGGGGAGGAGGAGGAGGAGGAGGAGAGCAGGAAUCAUGGAGUCUCUUCUAGCGAAGGCGGUGGAGUCAAAACUGAAGGCAUGGUUAAAGUCGUUCUCUCGAGACCAGUUCCGUCUGCUGCAGGGUCGUACCAUGCUUCUCUCCAAUCUCGAUCUGAAUGGGAAGACACUUCAUGCUUGUCUUGGGCUUCCUCCAUCAUUGCGUGUGACACAGGCUCGCGUUGGAAAGCUGGAAAUUCAGCUUCCAUCUGUUUCAAAUGUGAAAUCAGAUCCUGUGGUGGUUUCAAUAAACAGACUCGAUAUAGUGCUCUGCGAGACGCUGACAGAGGCUGGCGAUUCCGAUUCCACAGGCUCUGAUGCGUCAUCAGGAUCUUCCUCGAACCGGAAUUCUACCUACGGCUUCUCUGACAAGGUUGCAGAUGGUGUGACCGUGAAUGUUGGUGAACUGAACAUCAUGCUUGAAACACUGGGAAGUGCUGGAUCGGAAGGGGCAGAUGCAGCUUCUUGGACUCCUCCCCUUGCGUCAAUCACUAUGCGUGGCGUAAUGUUGUACACUACAAACGAGUAUUGGCAGGCUGUCAACUUGAAAGAGACACGGCAAUUUUUUCACGGGAAAAAAUUCAUUUACAUUUUUAAGAAGCUGGAGUGGGAAUCCUUGUCAAUUGAUUUGCUGCCGCAUCCGAAAAUGUUCUCAGAUGAGCGCGUGAGCUCAUCAGCAAGAGGCGGUUCAUCAUCGACAGAUCCUGAAGAUGCCCGUCGUUGGUUUUUCGGCGGAGAGCGUCUUGUGGAUAACAUCUAUGGAACAGCAAAUAUUACACAACUGCGGUCUCUACACAACGAGCCCAUUGGAUUGGAAGUGGAGCUUAAUGUAUCUGAAGUGCUAUGCCCUGCGUUAAGCGAGCCAGACUUUCGACUGGAGCUUAUUCUACAAUCGCUUUCAUACAGCAGGGCUUCUGCAGGAGGGACGGACUUCGUCAAGUCGCUAGCUCGUCUGGAAAUCAGUGGCCUGUUUUUCAGGGACACAUAUACUCAGCCUCCUUGUACACUGAUCCAGCCAAGCAUGCGGGGAUCGGCCGGGCGCUACGAACCUCCUCCAGAAUUUGCCAGAGGGGGGUUCUUUGCGAGAGUUUACCCCCUCGCAUCGCCAACUCAGCAUGAAUCGCCAGUUCUCCCGAUGUUUCAGCUAUUUGCGGCACAGACAUCUCCCUGUCCGGCGCCUCCGGAGGUCACUUCGCAUGUGUUCUUGCGCCUGCAACCAAUGAAGAUUAACCUGCAAGAGGACUCUUGUCUGCGUAUGGCGUCACUGCUGUCGGACGGUGCGAUGGAUGCGCCAGUGAAGGUCGUGAAAGAGCCCAUCCUGAAAUCGAUCCAGAUUCACUUGGAGGAGCUGGACAUAACUCUUCCACUAAAGGACACAGGACCAUCGGAUGCACAACAACCAGCCGCGGGCCGGCAAGCUCGCCAACGAGGUAGGGGGGUAGAAGGAAAGGGGCAGUCUGGAUUCACAGGCGCACAGUUAUAUAUAGACGGAUUAUCGUUGAUACAUGACCCGAGCCUCAAGUACCGUGUUCUGCAGAUGGACAAGGAUGCGGCCUGCUAUUUGUUCUGGGAAGGGCAGCCAGCCGAUAACAGCCAAUGGCGAUUCGCGAUUACUGCGGUUAGCAUCAGCGCAGCGCUUGAGACGGGGCGGUGUGAUGAUCUGGGCUCCAAUGUGGGAGAACGGACUUCCGGGCUGUGGAGGUGUCUAGAAGUACAAAAUCCUUGUGUAGAGGUCGCUAUGGCAACACAGGACGGGUCUCCAAUCACAGUCAUACCACCUCCUGGUGGCGUCUUGAGGGUUGGAUUCAAGUGUCAGCAGCUGAUGUCGAACACCUCGAGGGAGCAAUUACUAUUUGCCCUUCGGAUGAUACUGCACAUGGGCAAGGUCACGAAGAAGUUCAUGAAGAUCGGCAAAAUUCUUCGGAAGAAGGUUAGGGUUGAAUCGCCGGUGGAUGUCAGACAAGUGUUGGAAGAAGCAGCCGAGCAGCGGUUUGACGAGGACGAAGAUGAAGAUUACGACGACGACGAGUGGGAUCUCGAUGGGUCGAGUGAUGGAAGUGCGACGGACAGUAGAGCUGGAAGCGAUAACAAAAGCAUCGGCUGUGCAAGGUCAUCUAGCUCGAUGCCUAGAAAUGCUGGCGGCGUAGAUGGUGUCGGGGAGUUGGCAACAGCAAUUCCCGGAGACAGUGGUGUCACAAUUCUUGUCGAGGCAGUGGAGAUGAGGCUGUUAGAGUCUGUUCCCGGGCAGAUUGCGAUCGAAGGGCCUCUUCUGGGCCGGGUAAUGGCAGCGGGACUUGGUGCUCAGGCAAAGUUUCGAUCGUUGGAAGGGGCAGCGGCAAUAACAUGGAACGUCAUGUGGAGGGACAUCAGAGUGGAACUUGUCGACACGGAGAGCACUGGUGCCAGCGACCGGGACGCAGACCUCAGGGCCUUGGAGAGGGAGGGACUGUCUUCUGAAGGCAUCGUCAAGUUUCUUAACUGGGGCAUUGCUGGUGAUAAGAAAUCGAGGAGUCGACACGGCAGCCGUGGAAGUCGUGACUCGGGGGCCUUGGAAGUCGUGGAUAAGCCGAGGCAACCGCCGAUGAGGGCAGUCUUCUGGACGAAAGGGAAGGAUGGCGAGGAAGAGAGCUCGGCAUUCGGACAGGAAUUUGAAGGCCGCCAACCGCUUCUCGAAGCGAGUAUGGUUCACGUUAUUCCGUACGUGGACACGGGUUCAAGGAGCUCUGUAGAGGGCAAAGUCCAGGUCACAGGAGUGCGGGUCGGUGGUGGCAUGGAGUAUAACGAAGCGUUGCUUCAUCGGUUCGGAGUUCUCGAUGAAGAUGGUGGUCCCGGGGAAGCUGUUAAGCGGAUACUUAAGAUUCUGUCCAAGAAGCAGUUCUCCGAAUUCCUUCGGAAACUGUCGAAAGAUCCAUCUCCCAGAGCUAGUGAAGGUUCAACUGGACUGAGUGUUGGCAUGCCCGACGAGCUGAAUGUGGAGUUGCAACUCGUGGACUGGGCAUUCCUACUCGAGCGGGUUUACAAACCGGGCCCGUCAAGACCGGGAAGCUCGGGAGGAAGGGGGUCUUCUUCGGGCACAAACAGGUCCUCAAGGUACAGUCGCCAUUGGCACAUGGGGUUCAGGAAAGUCCAAGUGGUUGCAGAUUCGGCUGCUGCACCUUCUCCCUCUGUGACCGCAGAGAGGCCUUCACGGCCGUGGAAAAUCGGCCGCUACAAAUCGUUACCCUUUCAAGCGCUUAAAGUAAAAGUCGAAGGAUUGGUGGUGGUCAAGCCACAGGACCUGGAAACCCCACCAAAGAUGGAAAAUGGAGCUAACGUUGGCCUGUCUGGAAGAUCUCGUGAGAAUUGGUCCGGUCAUAUGGCGAACAGCGUAGAUGUGACAUCUCCGACGUAUCCGGGUGCUUACGCUUCUCCGGCGCAUCCGUCGUCUUAUUCGUCCCCGUCACGUCCUACAUCGUUUUCAUCUCCGCCGUUGCCUGCAGCCUAUACUUCUACUGCUUUCAGUGGUUCGCCAUAUGGAGGGUCCGCGCACUCGUCAUCGUACUCUCCCUCAGUGCCUCAUCACCGGUGGUCAUCCAGUCAAGGUCUUCCUUCUGCGGCCACGUUGGAGGCGGCGCUUGGGAAAUUUCACCUAGCCGAUCACUCCGGAGUUGAUCUCGAGUUCCGUCUGGGAGCGCGGGAGGGAUCGGGCUUGCUCGGCGGGGAGAAGGCCGGGGUCGACUGGAUCCUGGAGAGUGUGAAGAUGGGCAUCAAAGAGCCUCUUGAGAUUGAGGCGACAAAGGUGGAGCUCAAAAGCCUUGUGGAGCUGUUUACGGCAGAGAUCCAAGCUGCCGGGCGAAUUGGACAAGGAGCCCUUAAGCUUCUUCAGCGAUCAGCACCCGUAGCACAGUUGGUGGUUGAGAAACUGGAAGCCAAUCAAGGAUACGGUCAGAUGCCAAAUAGGGAGACGGCGUCGCCCUUGAAAGAUUUGGCGUACAGUAUCUUUGGAGAAGAUUUUGGUCCGGCGAGGAGAUUCUCGAAGAAAGGCACCGAGCAGCCAGAAGAGGGGAAAUGGAGGGAUAGACUGAUGGAGGCAGAAAUGAUGUUGUUGAAGUCCCAGAGUUUGUGUUUCCAGAUCAGAGAUCAGUUGAGUUUAGGCGCUGACGCGUUUCUGACUGACAGAGGGAGGGGGGCAAUUGCCGCAAGCGGGGGGGUAUCGGAACUGGAUCUUGGACCAUCUCGAAAGGUAGCAGAGCUUGCUGCUCAACUGGAAUCCUUGCAGACAUUGCUUGAGAAGAUUGGUGAGUGAUAGUACGUCGGCUUUUUCUUGCCAACCACCAUUUCGUCUUCUCGCUGAAGGUUCUGCUUUCCUGUGCUUCACUCCGCUUCUCCCGGAACCAUCAACAUUUCACUGAAUUCGCUCCGCAAAGCUCGCAGGUGGUAUCGUACAAGUGUGUUCAUCUUACGUAUGUGUCCUGCGUCGAUCUCGCCUGCGAUGAUGCCUCUCCUCCCUCAAUCGUCAAAAUUUCGCCGAAUUCGGUGCGCAAAGCUCGCAGGUGGUAUCGUAAAAGUGCACGUCUUCUGUCCCGUGUCGGCAACACCUGCGAAGCUCGCAGGUGGUAUCGUACAAGUGUGUUCAUCUUACGUAUGUCCUGCGUCGAUCUCGCGUGCGACGAUUCCUCUCCUCCCUCAACCGUCAGCAUUUCCCCGAAUUCACUCCGCGAAGCUCGCAGGUGGUAUCGUACAAGUGCAUGUGUCUUAUGUCCCGCAUCGGAAACACCUGCAAAGCUCGCAUGUGGUAUCGUGCAAGUGCAUGCGUCUUAGGGCCCGCAUCGGGAACACCUGUUACGAUUACUCUUCUCCCUGAACCGUCAACAUUUCGCUGAAUCUGCUCUGCGAAGCUCGCAGCUGGUAUCGUACAAGUGCAUUCAUCUUAUGUCCGGCAUCGGACUCACGUGCGACGAUUGCAUGGUAGUGUCAGUCAAGCGCAUUCAACCAAAAUGUCCUCGCUCGGUUUCAUGUUGCAUUGCCGAUUCCUUUCCUCUGGGAAUCGUGGUUGUGUGAGAGAGAGCCUGUCCUCUCUUUCCCUGCCCAUGCUAUCUCCGUCCCUGGUCGAUCGCCCAAUAAGUUCCCUGCGCAUGUUAUCUCUGUGCCUAGUCGAUCGCUACAAUAGUUCCGCUGUAUUAUUUUACAUGUGAGACGAAUGAGCUUGUUUCUGCCGCUAGAGGUCCCUCGCCCAACAGAAUCUCGGAAGGGCAGUUGCAUGAGAGAGAGAGACACACACACACACAUACACACACACACACACACACACAGAGAGAGAGAGAGAGAGACACCCUGUGGUCAUUCUAUUUGUUGAUUGCUCGAGGCACCCUGUGGUCAUUCUAUUUGUUGACAUUGUUGUUUCGUUGUUAAUCUGAUGAAAAGGACUGCACUGCCUCUGCCAGAUAUGACACCCACCAAGGGCUGUGUGAUGGCGACCAUCGAACACGAGCCAUGCAAUAUGCGAACUCAUGAAACAGUGUUGUCUGCUUGCUGCAAAGCAUAACCUCACCGGCAGUAGGUUGUUGUCCGGCGUUCAAAUGUUUCGUCGUCUUGUGAUGGACUGCAAGCAGGCGUUCCCAACCAUUCACGUCAACCACGAAUGCAACUGCAGGUGUGAAAUUGUGAACAGUCUGAAGUGUCGGAAUGUUUUUUCAAAUGUCUGAAUGUGUUUUCAAAUUGCGAACGUAUGGAAUGCCGGAAACGUGUUGGGUUCAUUGGGAAAUUGUGAACAGUCUGAAGACAUGAAGAUGGGUAUAUGUUAUGUGGUAAACUUUGCUGAUCACAUUCUUGGUUGUCUGUAUGCCAGGUUGUGAUCGGGGGGCUAGAGGGUGAAGCGGGGGGAGAGGAGGGUAUGGGGGGAGCAUGGGGGGAUAGGUGAAAGUGGGGGGUUGGGAGCUUGGGGCGGGGGGGGGGGGGGGAGGGAAGGCUCAGAGGAACAACACAAAGGAGAGGAGGCGGCACGGGGGGAAAGCGUAAAGCAGCAGGUGGGCCUGUAGAAUCUGGCCUGCAACGGUCUUUUCCCAAACUUUGUCGUAGCCUGAGGUAUUGUUUAGCUUCAUGUGACUGUAUGUAGAUUUGUCCUGCACCCGUAUGACGAUUUCAUUUGACUCUUCUUCAGUUCGGCGUCAUCUCAAGUCUACAAAAGGAGAAUGAUGUGGCAGCAAGUCCGGGGGGGCCUCUGGGGGAUGGGUUGGAUAUUGACUUCCGCUUGUCCUGAAGUUGGACGAACUCUUCUUCAUCUCUGCAUUCUGUCGCAGAUGCCGCUUCUCAAAUGGAAAGAACCUUGUCCGUGCACUCGUGUCUUUCUUGUGUGUGUGUGUGUGUAUGUGCGUGCGAGUGUGUGUGUGCGUGUGUGUGUGUGUGUGUGUGUGUGUGUGUGUGUGUGUGUGUGAGAGAGAGAGAGAGAGAGAUGCAACUUAUGUCGAUUGUGAUGGUCCUCAAGGGAAACAUGAAGGAAGCAAACACUGGGGGCGGGGGGGGGAAGGGUGGAAGAGAGAGAGAGAGAGAGAGAGAGAGAGAGAGAGAGAGAGAGAGAGAGAGAGAGAGAGAGGUGCAGGUUACGCCUAUUGUGACGGAGGUCAAGGGAAAAGUGAAGGAAGAGAGAGAGAGAGAGAGAGAGAGAGAGAGAGAGAGAGAGAGAGAGAGAUGUGCAGGUUAUGGCUAUUGCGACGGAGGUUAAGGGAAAAGUGAAGGAAGCAAAAACAUUACUUUGUUCCUGGCCAUGGCGAACUGUUCACAGCUCUUCUCCGAAAUGGAAGCAAAGUAAUGUUUUUAAAUUUUAAACAAGUGUAAAUGGAGCAGGCUGAGUGAUAUUUGUUUACAACUUUACACUUGUUGCCUCUAUUUGCAGUCUGAAUGUCCGCGCCUCGGCAACGGUUAGCGUUUGUGAACACCAGUUGGUAGGUAGGACAAGUUGUUUGCAGUUGUUAUCAGCAGCAAAAUUAG